Messenger RNA from Juglans microcarpa x Juglans regia, 856 nucleotides. RefSeq names its product lipid phosphate phosphatase gamma-like. Gene Ontology annotation, molecular function: sphingosine-1-phosphate phosphatase activity. The transcript has a single exon. The coding region runs from base 111 to 788 and encodes 225 amino acids. The record is from RefSeq and is a predicted model, not a curated record. NCBI's taxonomy places the organism in Eukaryota, Viridiplantae, Streptophyta, Magnoliopsida, Fagales, Juglandaceae.
UCCCUCCCAAUCUCUGCAGUCCAACCAACUCUCUUUAAUUGCCGUCUCUGAUCUCUAUUCCAUCCAGCUCUCUAUCUAAUUUUAAGCUAACUUUUUUUUUUUAAUCAGCCAUGAAUGUGCCGCCUUUGCUUGAAACGGUUGAGAUGACCGACGUUCGCUAUCUAAAGGGUGAUCAUCUUGGCCAUUUCCUUGCCUGGAUAUCUCUUGUUCCCAUCUUCAUCAGCAUCGCUGGCUUUCUCUCCCAUCUGAUAUUCCGCCGCGAGCUCCAAGGUUUGUUCUGUGCCCUUGGCCACGUGAUUUCCCUGCUUUCCACCAACUUCAUCAAGAAUAUAGUCAAGCAAGCUCGACCUCAAACCUGCGCCAUGCUCGGUGUUUGUCACUCCUACGGAUGGCCUUCAAAUCAUUCCCAAUUUACCACUUUUUUUGCUUCAUACGUCUCUCUCUUAACCUACAGACGUCUUGGCCUCUGCAAUGGGAAGUUCAAGUGGGUUGGGGCUGCUUUAGCUUGGUGUCUUGCUUUUCUCACCAUGUAUUCUAGGGUUUAUUUGGGGUACCACACUUUUGAUCAGGUCGUGGCUGGGGCCUUUCUUGGGUUUGUUCUUGGGAUUUUCUGGUUUUGGGUGGGAUAUUCUUUCAUCUUCUGUUCCUUUCCAGCUAUUGAAAACUGCAAGUUGUGUAGAAUGUUCUGUAUUAAGGAUACCUCUCACAUUCCUGAUGUGAUGAAGUUUGAGUACGAAAAUUCGAAAGCUGCUCGGAAAGCCAAAGCCACGGGCUGCAAGUGCCUCUAAUUGAUGAAUCUGACCCAAAUGUACUAUGUACGUGCGAGUUAUGAUUAGUUGAAGAAUUAUUUUUGUCA